Molecule: messenger RNA, 842 nt
Organism: Lemur catta (Ring-tailed lemur)
Lineage: Eukaryota; Metazoa; Chordata; Mammalia; Primates; Lemuridae
Gene: DCTN3
Product: dynactin subunit 3
Exons: 7
Coding region: 53-613 (186 amino acids)
Biological process (GO): cytoskeleton-dependent cytokinesis
Cellular component (GO): dynactin complex
Source: RefSeq, a predicted model, not a curated record
CGGACGUCCCGCCCUCUGGCUGCUCCCCGGCAGAGGUGGGGCGGUAGUAGAGAUGGCCGCUCUGACUGAUGUGCAGCGGCUACAGGCUCGGAUGGAGGAGCUGGAGCGCUGGGUGUACGGGCCGGGCGAGACGCGCGGCUCGCGGAAGGUGGCUGAUGGCCUGGUCAAGGUGCAGGUGGCUUUGGGGAACAUUGCCAGCAAGAGGGAGAGGGUAAAGAUUCUGUACAAAAAGAUUGAAGACCUGAUCAAAUACCUGGAUCCUGAGUACAUCGACCGCAUUGCCAUACCUGAUGCCUCAAAGCUACAGUUCAUCUUAGCAGAGGAGCAGUUUAUCCUCUCUCAGUUUGCGCUCCUGGAGCAGGUGGAUGCCUUGGUACCCAUGCUGGACAGUGCUCACAUCAAAGCCGUUCCUGAGCAUGCCGCCCGCCUGCAGCGCUUGGCCCAGAUCCACAUCCAGCAGCAGGACCGGUGUGUGGAGAUCACGGAGGAGUCCAAGGCUCUCUUGGAGGAAUACAACAAGACUACAUUGCUUCUCUCUAAGCAGUUCGUGCAGUGGGAUGAGCUACUUUGCCAGCUAGAGGCUGCCAAGCAAGUGAAGCCAGCCGAGGAAUGACAGCUGCUUCCCAUCCCGGAGUGGACCAGGGUAGCCAGGCUCCAGGGCUAUGUGCCAACCUGCCUUUGUAACAAGGCAGAGGCAGCUUUGUAUUUAUUGGAUUCAAGCCCCACCUGUCUGCACUCAGGUAGGGCUCUGAGGUCAGAGGUCAGGUUACCUGAGAUCUGCAAUUUGCACCCCCUUUCCCCAUCAGUGUUCUUAUUCCAGUGACAAUAAACCAUAGAGAUCA